Cajanus cajan (pigeon pea) is the source of this 1033-nucleotide messenger RNA. Its product is annotated as auxin-induced protein 22B. Gene Ontology annotation, biological process: regulation of DNA-templated transcription. Gene Ontology annotation, cellular component: nucleus. Lineage: Eukaryota; Viridiplantae; Streptophyta; Magnoliopsida; Fabales; Fabaceae. The record is from RefSeq and is a predicted model, not a curated record.
CUUGCAAUUCCAACUCUCCCACAUUAACAAUAACAUAACAUCUCACCACACAAACUGUUGCGGUUUUAAGAUGGAAAGCAGAGUGACAUAUGAGAGUCAUUUGAACCUUAAGGCAACAGAACUUAGAUUGGGCUUGCCAGGCACCGAGGAAAAGGAGGACGCCAAAACUCUUCAUUCUGUUAGAAACAACAAAAGGCAACUUCGUGAAACUUCAGAAGACUCUGUUUCCAUUUCCAAACCCUCAGAUGUGGAGACUCAUCAUGCAGCCCCUCCUGCCAAGGCAAAGAUAGUGGGUUGGCCACCAAUCAGAUCUUACAGGAAGAACAGCCUGCAGGAGGGUGAGGGGGAUGGGAUCUAUGUGAAAGUGAGCAUGGAUGGAGCACCUUACCUCAGAAAGAUUGACUUGAAACUCUAUAGGGGCUAUCCUCAACUACUCAAAGCUUUAGAGACCAUGUUCAAGUUGACCAUAGGGGAAUACUCUGAAAGAGAGGGUUAUAAGGGAUCUGAAUAUGCACCUACAUAUGAAGACAAGGAUGGUGAUUGGAUGCUAGUUGGAGAUGUUCCAUGGGACAUGUUUAUGACUUCCUGCAAAAGGCUAAGGAUCAUGAAAGGGUCAGAAGCUAGAGGCUGGGUUGUGGUGUAUGAGAAACAACUAAAUUACUAUGGCUAUGAUGAGGAAAAUCAUUCUUUCAGCUUGGGUUCUUGGAACUAAUUAAGGGCUAUCACCAUGCCAAUCUGCAGUAGGGAGAUGGAAGACUCUUUCUACAAAUUUUGUCAAUAUUUAUGGUUAUUUUAGCAUGUGAUGGGGUGCUAUGUGCUGUUGUUUCCAUUGAAACCUUUCAAUGAGCAACCUCAUAGGAAUUUGCCUUAAAGAAAAUUUGUGGACAAGAGAGAUAAAAGGGAUUGAUAUGUUCAUCCAAGUUUUUGUUUUUGUUUUCAAUCACACACAAAAAUACACUGUAAUACACUAAUUAUUCACGUUAUACUUUGCGAUUCAAUGGACAAACAAAAUUUACCUUGUGCCAUGUUUAAA